GCACACUGGCCAAGGAAGUGGCCUUUGCGUGACACACACACACCUGGGCCUGAAUCUCCCUACAACUCAGCCGCCCCGUGUGUGCCACUCAACAGCUCACUCUUGGAGCCUUGGUUGCCUCAUUCGUAGAACGAGUGCACCGUCCAGGUCAAGUUAGAGCUGGGACAUCGUGCCCAACUACGCAAGAAGCCCACCACGGAGGGGUUCACGCAUGACUGGAUGGUGUUUGUCCGCGGCCCUGAGCAGUGUGAGAUCCAGCACUUCGUGGAGAAGGUGGUCUUCCGGCUGCACGACAGCUUCCCCAAGCCCAAGCGUGUGUGCAAGGAGCCCCCCUACAAGGUGGAGGAGUCGGGUUACGCUGGCUUCAUCAUGCCCAUCGAGGUGUACUUCAAGAACAAGGAGGAGCCAAGGAAGGUUUGCUUCACCUACGACCUGUUCCUGAACCUGGAGGGCAACCCGCCCGUCAACCACCUGCGCUGUGAGAAGCUCACCUUCAACAACCCCACAGUGGAGUUCCGGUACAAGCUGCUGAUGGCCGGCGGGGUGAUGGUAAUGCCCGAAGGAGCAGAAACGGUGUCCAGGCCCAGCCCCGACUACCCCAUGUUACCCACAAUUCCACUCUCUGCCUUCUCUGACCCCAAGAAGACCAAACCGUCCCACGGCUCCAAGGACGCCAGCAGGGAGAGCGGCAAGGCCUGCAAGGCCCACAAGACGACCAAGGAGCACCGGGAGCGGCCGCGCAAGGACUCAGAGAGCAGGGGUGCCUCCAAGGAGCCGGAGCGCGAGCAGGCCAGGAGCGCCAAGGACGCCGCGCGGAAGCUGGGCGAGGGCCGGCCGCCCAAGGAGGAGAAGGCCCCGCCGCCCAAGGCCGCAUUCAAGGAGCCCAAGAUGGCCCUGAAGGAGACCAAACUGGAGAGCAUGUCCCCCAAAGGCGGGCCCCCACCGCCGCCCCCGCCCAAGUCUUCCAGCAAGCGGCCGGCCACCACCGACUCGCCCAAGCCCAGCGCCAAAAAGCAGAAGAAGAGCAGCUCCAAGGGGUCCAGGAGCGCCCCGAGCACCUCACCCCGCACCUCGUCUUCCUCCUUCUCGGACAAAAAGCCGGCCAAGGACAAGGGCGGUGCCAAAGGGGAGAAAGUCAAGGCUGAGAACGAGCCCAGGGAGAUCAAAAAGCCCCCGGAGGUGGAGGAGUCCAACUCGGAGGACGAGGCCUCCUUCAAGACCGAGUCCGCCCAGUCGAGCCCAUCCAACUCCAGCUCCAGCUCCGACUCCAGUUCGGAUUCGGAUUUUGAGCCGUCUCAGAACCACAGUCAAGGACCCCUGCGCUCCAUGGUGGAGGACCUGCAGUCCGAGGAAUCUGACGAGGACGAGUCUUCGUCAGGCGAGGAGGCCGCUGGCAAGACGAACGCGGGGAGGGACUCCAGGUUGAGCUUCAGUGAUAGCGAGAGUGACAACAGCGCCGACUCCUGCCUACCCAGCCGGGAGCCCCCUCCACCCAAGAAGCCGCCCCCACCCAACAGCAAGAUGUCAGGCCGCCGGAGCCCGGAGCCCUGCAGCAAGCCCGAGAAGAUCCUCAAGAGGGGUGCCUACGACAAGGCCUACACCGAUGAGUUGGUGGAGCUGCACCGGAGGCUGAUGGCACUGCGGGAGCGCAACGUGCUGCAGCAGAUCGUGAACCUGAUCGAGGAGACCGGCCACUUCAAUGUCACCAACACCACCUUUGACUUCGACCUCUUCUCCCUGGAUGAGACCACCGUGCGCAAGCUGCAGAGCUACCUGGAGGCGGUGGCCACAUGACCCUGGGCCGGGUGCCGGGCCGUGUCCCCGGGGUCCUGGGAGGCCACGUCUGGGCCCCGCCUUCCCUCCUCUCUCGACUUGCCCGCCCGCAGCACUGCCUUAGUGACCGCCCUGUCCUCGGCCCACGCGGCCAGCUGCACUUUCCUCGUCGGGAGCCCCGGGGCCGAGGGGGCCAGGCCGGCGCUGCUGCUCCCCAACACCCUGGGGCCGUCACCUGGGCCCCCCUUGGAAAGUGGCUUGUGUACUCUCGAGGGGGAAGAAACGUGCCCUGCGGUGGGGGCCUCGCUCCUCGGUGGGGCGUGUGGCACAGCUUCACUGCCCGGGCCCCUCUGAGAGGCUGGGGCACUGCCUCCGGCCUCCUCCAACGGUUCGGAACACCCCGCUGAGCCCCAGGACCUCAGAGGGCUCCUGCCGCACCAGGACGGGCCCGGCUCGUCCUCCGCGUCAGCCGGACACGAUCCCGUGUCGGCUCUCACUGUGCUGGGACUCCGUGCUGUAUAGUUCUCUCUCUAUUAUAUAUAUAUGUCUGCACUGUAGGUACCGAGCGGUUCCCGGGUGUGCAUUUCCAGGGCAGCAGUGCACGUGGGGGUGGGGGGUGUAAGGCGGGACUUGUAGGUUACGAUGUCUCCACUGGCCUCGGCGUCGGGCUGAAGGCCGAGCUGGAGCGCCAGCUCACCCUCUCCAGGUGCAGGGAGGACGCCUCCUGCUCCUCCCGGGGCCGGUGAACACUGCGCGCCGCCGUCUCCAGGAGCAGCCCUCCCGGCCCCCAGCCAGCCGCGGGCUGAGACUGGGUCGGCGUCCCGGGGCUCGUCCUCUUCCUCCUUCCAUAGGAUCCUCUUCCUUCUGUUGACCGAGUCUUCGAACUUCGGAAAAAAUGAGCUUUUGCCAAAUAAGACGGGAUAGUUUGUGGAGUUUUUUUUGAGGAGCGUCAGGACUCAGAACCAGCCCCUCGUGCCUGGGCCCCGGCUGGCGGCAGGCCCUCCCACCCCUGCGAUUCACGCUGGUCCGGGGCUGGAGACCCAACUCCUCGCACGCCUGAAACUCUCCAAGGGCCAAGCCAGCUCCUCCCUCCCGGCCAGACGCCCUCACAGAGUCAUCCCACCUUGUGGGGGUCUCCUGGGGGCUGGCGACCUCGACUCAAGGCUCCUCUGGUCCCCACCGGCUCCAGGAGAGGAGGGCGGGACUGGAGCCAGGCUCACUUCUCUCCCACCCACUAUCGGACGGCCCCCCCUCCCCCCAGUUUGUGAAUCCCCACGUGGGGCGUGCCACGCUCCCCUUUCCUGUGGUCCCUGACCAUUGUCACUGCUCCGAUUCUGUCUGUCAGGCAGACCGCAAACACUCCCUCGGGAGCCCCGCCUCCAAGGCUUCCCCGAGCGCCAGCCUCCCUGGUGAGACCCCAGGACUCGGGGAAGGCCGAGAACUUUCAGAGGAAACUGCCGCGACUCCUCGCCAUCUGCUCCGAUUCUCUCCCAACCCCACUGCCUUGAGGUAUUAGGAAGAGGGCAGGCCUGUGUGGCAGGCUCCGUGCUGCCACCGUCCCCUUCUCCAGGCAGGCCAACAAUACUCCGAAGUGGGGCACUUCUCUUCUCUGGAAACUCUUAAGACAUUGGACGGAAAGGACUGGCCCGAGAGCAGCGGCUGCCUGGCCCUCUGUGCACAGAGGCCGCGGGGGGCCGCGGGGGGGAACCUCAGCCCAAGGGCGCUAGUCUUUCUCCUUCCGGAGGAUCUCCUGGCAGGGGCUGUAGGCCCUCCUGGCUCUGUGACUCUGUGACUUGGGCAGCCCUCUGCUCGGGAGCCAGGCUCUGCCCCCGAGGCAGCUAGAGGAAGGCCGGGCUCUCGGGCCUGCCCUUUGCAGCAGCAG
Kogia breviceps (pygmy sperm whale) is the source of this 3655-nucleotide messenger RNA. The record is from RefSeq and is a predicted model, not a curated record. Lineage: Eukaryota; Metazoa; Chordata; Mammalia; Artiodactyla; Physeteridae.